Molecule: messenger RNA, 2451 nt
Organism: Diorhabda carinulata
Lineage: Eukaryota; Metazoa; Arthropoda; Insecta; Coleoptera; Chrysomelidae
Exons: 11
Coding region: 1-2451 (816 amino acids)
Source: RefSeq, a predicted model, not a curated record
AUGGAGGUAAUGGAAGAUGGAAAUUUAAUGGACAAAGUGAACAUCCUAAUUCAAAGAGACAUGGAAUACUAUACAAAAAAUCAAACUAUUUUACAAGAAACUAUAUGUGCAGGAAUUAUCGGAGGGAAACUAGAUUUUCCACGAUCGGCCUCAUUCGCUUCAGUAAAAUUAGUGUUAUGGUGGGAGAAAGAAUUUGAAGCAGCUCAUAAAAAACCGUCUGGUUUUUUACCGAAAUCUAAAUGCAAAAAGGAUACACAACUUGAUGAUGACAAUGGGGGUAUCGUUAAAGAUUCUGAUCCUUCUAAAUUUGUUUCACUUAUUGUCAAAUCCGCAGAUCAGUUACUAGCCCAUCUCCACGUCCUUACCCAAGAAGCUCUGGAUCACGCCGAUUUGGCCGUUCUCACUGGAACAAUCGGAGCAUCCGCUCUAUUAAAAAACUGUCUGUGGUUCUAUAUACGAGCUAUAAAAGAUGAAAAAACUACGAGCGUAGAAAAUUUGCAAACCAGUUACAAGAAGUAUCAUGAAAUGUGCGAGGCGUUAGCGGAAAGGUUACUAGAUCUACAUUGUAGACUUAUAUCUCUUUAUAUUCUACAAGAUGCUGAAUGUUUGGAUUGGGAAAACGAAAAACCUUUUUUUGAAUCCGAAAGAGGAUCUUAUACAAUCCAAAUGUGGUGGUUAUACAUGCAAGGUACGAAAGAAGACUUAUGGAGCACUGUGCCUCCGAGAAUGGCACAAAGAGUAUUUGGAGGCAUGUUAAAUGAAUCACUGACUAUUUUAACUGUGAGAUAUACGCAGGGAAUACCAUCUGAGACUCGCAAUAAACUGAUAGUGGUAGAUAUAAGCAAUCUAUUGAUGUGUAUAGCAGAAUUAUUACCUGCUUUAUGUGAUAAUGCUAAAGAAUUGACGGGUACCACUUAUAAUACUGGUACUAAAAUAUUAAGAGAUAUCCAUACGAAAUGUCAAGAAUUGUAUACUUGUUUGCUGUUAAGAGCUGCUCCUAUUGACAUACUUAAUAAGGUAUUCCACAAAGGUUUAGAUAUAGAAAUGUGUAAAUCGAAAACUUCUGGAAUUGCCCCAUGGAUGACAUUCGCACAACCAAAUAUAUUUGAUAAAAAAAUUCAACAAGGAACUAAAAUUGACGAUUUAAAUCCAGAUAUCUAUAUAGCUCUUGAACUUACAGUGUUAUUGAGUCAGCCGCAACUAAAUUGGGCCCAGUUGUUGAAGGUAUUAUGCAUGAAUAAAUACAAAAUCCUAAAAAUAAUAUUGAGCUCGAUGAGAGAAUAUUUUACGCUUUUGAUGGAAAAACCAUUAAAUAAAAACUCAACAUGUUCAUAUUUUUUAUGUAAUGAAGAAGGAUCGUGCGGAGACGAGAAUGUGGUUUCUGUAAAUUUACAAGCCAUCCAUUAUUAUAAUUUGAUUUUGUCUUCGACAGAAAUAUUGUUAUUUGUUGGUAACAAAACGGAUUUAAUGGAUAUUCUGUUACCUCUAAUUAUUGAACAACCUAAUUGGGCAUAUUGUUUAGAAAGGAGACAUGUAUGGAAUCAAAUUCGUCCAGCUUGGUAUGAAGCUAUUCUAAAUUUUACAACAGAAAUACUACCAAUCGUUGCAGAUACAGUAAUUCAUGCAAUUCAAACCGAAGCAACUAUGUAUCAAGGGAUGUCUAUAAUUUUAGCGUGUGCUAGCCAAUUUUGGGAUUACAUCAACCCUACUUUAUAUAGAAUAUCAUCUUUAUUACAAGAACACAUCCUAGCGGAUAUCGUCCCACUAAAUAAUUCAACUUUAGUCCAAAUUCUUGUUUGUUCUAUUUACAGCUAUUUAUUGAGAAAAUCGAGAGAAAUCAAAAAAGAGGUUCGUAUAGAAGAAAUUACAUCAAUGAUAGCAGCUACUAAUAAUCCACCUGAAGCUAUAGCUCUAGCUGUAGCUGAAUCUUUAUGUAGCAUAGACGAAGAUAAUAAGCAUACUAAUCAAAUUGAUGAAUUCUUAAGUCAAGUUAAAUCUUACGUUGAAAGCGAGAUGGCAGUAAGCACGUAUAAACGAUUGGAAGAAAAUCAGAUUUUCGCAGAAGUCGCAGUUAGUGAAAUUUUAGCUUCAGCCACUGGUAAAAACAGCCUAAAGAUGCUAUAUUGGUUCGUAAAAUGUAACGCCGAUUAUAUAUACAAGAUGCUAGGGGUAAACGAUGAGGUAGGCGAUAUUCAGCCACAAAGGGGUUUUUUAAAACAAAUCUCAUUACUUCAUACGAUGUUCAAUAUAAAUUCUCGUCCAUUUGAUCAGUUAUUAUCAGGAAAAUGGCAACCAAACUGGUUGAAACUACUACAGAAUCCUAUGGGGAUAUCUAAAGAUCGAAUAUGGAAACAAAUAUCACAACGAUGGGAAUUUAGAAAUACCAGUUCAACAACGAUUCCUCCAAAUACGAUCCUAAUGGUUAAUAACAUAACGUCUAGUUUUAAAUAA